This is a messenger RNA of Oncorhynchus keta (chum salmon), 1456 nucleotides long. It is a transcript of the gene mboat4, whose product is annotated as membrane bound O-acyltransferase domain containing 4. Bases 18 to 1283 code for a protein of 421 amino acids. Gene Ontology annotation, biological process: peptidyl-serine octanoylation; lipid modification. The transcript is spliced from 3 exons. Gene Ontology annotation, molecular function: serine O-acyltransferase activity. The record is from RefSeq and is a predicted model, not a curated record. Lineage: Eukaryota; Metazoa; Chordata; Actinopteri; Salmoniformes; Salmonidae. Gene Ontology annotation, cellular component: endoplasmic reticulum membrane.
CACAGGAAGGAUUUAAAAUGGAGCCAAUCCAGUGGCUGUGUGAGCAGCAUCCAUUUCUGACGUACCAAUGUUUUUCCAUUCCCUUUGCUUUACUAUUCUACGUCUUGGCUAAACAGGGAUGUCUCUCUUUGACAUACAGGUACCUCUUCUUGGCAUCCGGAGGCUGUAUCCUAGCGAUUGUCACCAUGGGUGUAUACAGCUUGCUUCUGCUCAUCUCCACUGUGAUCUUUGUGCUGCUGGUGUGUUCACUGAGCCCAGAGCGUGUCCAUCCAUGGGUCUUUGGACUGCAGAUGGGUUGGCAAACAUUCUGGCACCUGCUCAUACAGUACAGAGAAUACUACCUCAAUGAGCCCACUGAUUCCAGGCUUCUCCUAUCAAUGUCCUCCUUGAUGCUACUCACCCAGAGAGUCACCUCCGUGUCAAUGGAUCUACAGGACGGGGGCAGGGUGACAUUAAUGACCCAAUGCCGGGUCUUUCUCCCACUCAUCAGCUAUGCACUAAACUUCACUGCCUUGCUCGGCGGACCCCUGUCCUCGUUUGACCAAUUUGUAGAUUUUGUAGAGCAGAUUACCAUCAGCCCUCCUCCCCAGCCUCUGUCCGUUAUAUCCUACAAGGGCUUUCAGGUGUUAUCUCUGGAGUGGGCUAGGAACUAUCUCACUCGUCUCCUCAGAGACAACGCCUCCAGUUUGUCCGUCUCCAACGUCCUCACCGAUGUCUUGUGGAUAUGGGGCCUUGCUGUGGUGUUGAGGAUCAGAUACUACUCCCACUGGAAGAUCAGUGAAUGUCUGAAUAAUGCUGCUGGGCUUGGGUUCAGGGGGAUGGUCAGGGAGGACAGCCCAAACUGGAGUGGCCUGUCUGACGGAGAUCUUUGGACCACAGAGAUGUCCUGCCAGGUGUCUGAAUUUGCCCGUCGGUGGAAUGGUACGACAGCUACAUGGCUACGUAGGCUGGUUUUCCAAAGAUGCAAAACCACUCCGCUGGUAAUGACGUUUGGGUUUUCCAUCUGGUGGCAUGGCAUACACCUGGGUCAGUUUGUAGGGUUUCUUCUCUGGGCUGCAGCUGUGAGAGCAGACUACCAGAUGCACAAGUACUUGAAGCCAAAGCUCACGUCUACUAGGAGGAGAUUGGUGCGCACCUGUCUGUGUUGGUUAAAUACUCAAAUGGUAAUGGCGUGUGUUGUUAUUGCAAUCGAGCUUCGAAGCACUUCCUCUUUGAAAAUAUUGGGUCUGACAUACACUGGUGUUUUUCCUCUUCUUAAUGUUCUCUUUAUCUUCAUUGUAUGAUAAGAUCAAGAACAAUCAUUUCAUCUGGGUUGUUAAAUGUUGCUGUAAAAUCAAUUAGUUGACGUUAUUCAUAGUCAUUGACACAAAAAGCACACUUCUAUUCUUGCUUGUUUUGGAGGACUGAAGGGGAAGGUAUUGUGUUCUGAGAGAGUGCAACCAUCUGAUUAUUUUGG